AUAGUCAGCUUUUAAGAAGUCACUCAUAAAAUGUUGACGAAUUACCGGCAAGCGGACGCGCUGCUGUUUAAGCUCCUGUACGUGGAUACUUAAAAGGAUAGUGGACGAUAUACUCAUUUCUUUCAUAUUUCAAUGCAUGGUUCCCCCCUCGUUACAAGCAUUAAUUCUUCAAGUUUGAGGCUACGCCGAGGCUGGAGUACCCUCAUUCGUUAAUUACAUCUUCAAGCGUCCGUCCAUGCCGUUUGUCAAGACUGGUUUUCGGCUUAGGUUAUUGGCUAAAUUUAACGAUAGGUUACAGCAAACUUCUUCGAAAUUAGCACUUGACAAUCAGAAGCGUGUGUAUCCGGCUACCUAUAUCGUCACCGUGAACACUCGAUAGUAUCACUUGCUCUAAAGGCCAGAGAAAAGUGGAUGUUAUGAACUGCAGAAGCGAGCAAUCAAUCAAAUGGCAUUAGAACGUUGGGGUGAGCAAGAUCACACAGAAAUACUCUUACAGUAGAUUCAAAAGCGAAAAUUCAUCGUAACCUCCUCAAAAGGGAGUGUCCCAGGAUCGUGAGGGAUCACACAAAAUCACACCAGACUUCCCCAUUAAGUGCCUUCAGUUCAAGUAAAACUAUGACGUCACAAGAAUCGUGUUCAAGUGAUGUUGGCAGCAUGCCAACUGCAUCAUCAGACCAGGAGACAUCGCAAGGAGUGCAGUCUUUGAAGGCACUGUCUCUUAACGGUCUCAACCAACACCUAUCUCAUUCCGCAAGUGCUUCUGAAGAUUCACAGUCGAUGCCUUCGGGUGUUAAAGGACGCCCUCAUCCCGUCCUUUCAUGGGGAGAAGUAACGGAGAUACCAAACGGUGCAGCGGCCAAGUCACAUGAGUAUGUGAAACAUCCUAUAGCAGGGUCAUCGAGUAGUAGUGAACCAUGGCAGGUCAGGUCAACACAGAAUCCAUCAAGGCCUUUGGUUAGAAGACCUACUCCAAUGGCUAUUCGAGUGCCUAAAUCUGUACUUGACAAGGCAUCAAAGAAAAUGAUGGCCGCAUCGUUCGAGGAAGACGAAGAAGACGAGGAAGAGCGUGUUGUUGACGGAGAUCAAAGUCCUGUACCAGUGUCACUGAAGCAAGGAACCACUGCUGACGUCCUCGUCAUUGAAGACAUCGAGAGCAGUGAGGCUGAUACCCCAUCGCCAAGGAUAUCGGGCUCGAAAGAUCUUCAUAUCGGCUUGGCGGUUGAUGGCCGUACCAACGAGUCGAGUACUGACACUGGUAGCCCAACGAUCGUCGUCCGGACAGACGUAGGUGAGGAGAUCUCGCACGAAGAGGCGGAGAAGCUAGCAGAUGCAGACGAGGAUGAGAGCGAGGAAGAGGAGGAUGAUUUCAACGCCGAGGACAAGCAUUUCCUUUCGCCAACAGUAUCAAAGUCUUUCACGAAGAAUCCUGAGCCGGAACCAAGUAACACUCGGGUUCAGACUGUUCCCCAUCACCCACGCAAGUUUGUCCGCAGACAGACGCCAAUCAAAUUGGAUGUACCCAAGAAUCUAAAAGAUAUCAUGGCAGAGAAAUCAAGUGAAGGUAUUAUGGAGGAAGAGGAGGAGGAGGAGGAGGAAAAGGAAGAGAGGAAACCUAGCGAGUGUGGACAACAGAAGUCAGAAGCAACAAGUGGUCAAGUGGAUGACAAUCAGUCAUCAACGGAAAAACUGUCACCUUCGUCUGCUGAAAACGCAGCCGAUGCCAGCAGUGGUGCGGUAAAUGAAGAGAACACAAAAAACGACGUUGCUGAAGUUGAUGUGUCAGGUCGACCAGAUAUCAUCACCUCUGUGAACUGCAAUAACAACAAUCGUGAAGCAUCUUCGUUGGACCUUGUGGAGGGAGCGAAUGGCACAGUCAAGUCCAAUGACGGAAGAAACGUCCAGGAUGGUCCCAAGGAUAUGGGAUUACCCACCCUUCAAAGACAAUCACUCUUCAAGAAGUCGGCUAACUCAGGUAACAAAGACGGCAGUGGGAGCCCUUCUUCGGCCAGGAGGAAAGUAUCGCCACACCAUACCAAGAUCUUGAAGCGACAACUGACUCCGUUAGAGGUGGAUCUUCCAAAACACAUCAUUUCAGAUGCUAUGAAGAAAACAUCCGAUUCAUUCUUAGAAGAAGAGGAGGAAGACGAGAGCUGAAUUGAAAUUUUUCUAGACUCGAAUGAAUAAUUAUUUUGAUCACGUUUCUUCCAAGCGAGAUGGAACCUCGAAAGCGGAGGCUUUUACUGAAUCGAGAAGUGACGAUUUCAUUCGGUUUCAGAGAUCACGACCUACCACCAGCAUUGUACUGAUCCACUCGCCAUACAUUACAGCAUGAUCCACUUUUGGUGAUACAUAUACACAUCCUAUAACAGAGUAACUAGAGACUGAAUCGAUAGAAAUGUGGUAGGAAUGAAAAGUCAUCUUUUUUAUAUUCAUGGUGAAUUCUAAAUACUCCGAAAAGCCACGGAACCUACUGAAUUCUCAGAGAAUUUAUAAAAAUAAUGUUUAAGUCCAUUCAAGCACUGCACGACUAUCUUUUGCUCGAUUAUUUACAUGAACUUGAAGGGCCUUUUUGCUGUAAUACGGAUACUCUUUUUAUAUUCCUACAUCAUUCCAUCAUAUUAAACCGAUGAUUUGCAUGUAAGGGAAAACUGGGAUCAGGAGAGUGCAAGCAUCUUUAAACUGAGGCCUAAUGAUGGGAGGUUGUUUUGUAUGAAGACGCACUUGAUAUCUCCUUGCUUGGAUCAACAUUUAAGACAACUGUACUGGCUUGCUCUUGUUGAUUCUACUCAUAAAGGUGGAUAACUUCCACUUAAUCAGAUGUUGAAUAGAUCAGUGAUUGGAGUCGUCGACAUUAUGGUUUUCAGCCUUUCGAAAUGGUGCUACCUGAUUCACAUCUUCUAGAUGGAUAAGGCCUAUGAUAUGAAUGAAGCGAAUAAUAGGCCUACAAUGUGGGUUUGCUGAGCAAAGUAAACGAAACGACAGGUAACAGAAUGGUAUUUGUCUAUACUGAAUGAAAGCUUUUUUAUGCAACUGACAUUUGCUCUCUCUUCAUUGCAUCAAACGAAUUUGCUGCUUUGUAGACCUUGCACUGCGAGAGAAGAUUAAUUGAUUUCUGCUUUCAAUUAAGAAAGCGUUUGUCCUUUUACCUAAUUGCAACGUGGCGGUAUACGGCGCAGAUGUGAUCUCUUCUGCUGUGAAGUCGUACAGUUAGCCCGCUUCGAAGAUCGCUAUCACCAUGGAUGGAUAUCACAAAGACAUGCCGUCAUUUUGCAAGAUCAUUUGUACAUUAAGCGCUCUGUCAAAGAUGUUUACAUUAUGUUAGGUUAUUCCAUUUAGGCCUGCAAGCCGAAGCGUUUUGUUUUAGCUGUCUGCAUUUCAACCACGUUGCACAUCACACGAGGACACUGCAUCAUAAGUUGUUUUAGCGUAUGUAAUGUAUAACAUUUGAACUGUAAUGUUCAGUUAAAUGACACAUUACUGAUUGAUUUUGUAGUAUUAUUCACAUUUCGCCUUGCUUAAAAAAAAACAAUUGCCACAUAGUACGUCACACAAUGUGACAUCAUCUUCACAUGGUCAAAUAUGAACAUUUGAAAGCUGUGAAUAACAUUUUUCAUGUAGUUGUUCGUGAACAUAAACACUCAAAAGUGUAGAGGUGUACACAGUGUGAACGUAUCAUCACAUUGUUAGGGUUUAUGGUUAUAACACUAUAAAUCACAUCUCUACCUGUGUGAACACACUUUGAAUACGUUGUGAUACUGUGUUCUUUUCAGUUUGGUGAUCUAUUCCACAAAUUUAUCUUCUAUUCAUGGCUGCAACAGAAAAAUUAUCCAGGGUCUUACAAUGUUCGCAUUUAAAGGUGAAGAUCACCCUGACAAAAAGAUUGUUGUACAAAUAGCAAAAAAAAAUCAUUAAAAAUAUUGUUUAGGGUUUGAGG
Messenger RNA from Lytechinus variegatus (green sea urchin), 3934 nucleotides. Its product is annotated as transcription initiation factor TFIID subunit 11-like. The transcript has 5 exons. Bases 616 to 2154 code for a protein of 512 amino acids. NCBI's taxonomy places the organism in Eukaryota, Metazoa, Echinodermata, Echinoidea, Temnopleuroida, Toxopneustidae. The record is from RefSeq and is a predicted model, not a curated record.